GGACGAUCAAUGUAUUUGAAUGGGAACAUGUGAUUGGACCCCCACCCUUUGUCCCGGGUUAGGACCUCCCUUUUUUAAAUGGCUGGAUCCGCCCCUGAGUUUUGUUUACAAGUACGAUGACAUUCAACCCCUUAGGCGACUGACUUACCACUAUUCAUACAAAAACUCAACAGAUUCUUAUAUACAAUUGAACAGACGUUAGAGACCAGAUUAACUGUAAAUAAAUUGUGGACGCAGGAAACAUUCUUGCCGUCGCCAGACAUGAGAGAACAGAUUUUUCUACUAUGGAUCUUUAUACUGCUCUAUUUCAUGAUACCAUACAACAGAUGUGCUGAACCAGUAACUGUUGAAUGUGGUAGUUCAAGAAAUGACACGAUCAACGUUACUUAUACUGGAGAAGCCACAGCCGUAUAUUCCACUGCUAACGAAGCCGGUUGUGCGGCGGUGGAGGCACCGACUGCAGUGUGGACAAUCGAAGGGGCGAACGAUAAACCAUGUGGAUUAAAGUGGGACCAACAGCUUGAAGUUUACGAAUUCAGUAUUAGAGUCCAAAUCGAUGUUGUACUAUCUGACGGCGACCCGGUUUAUGAUAUUUCUUGUGUAUAUGGAAAUACAACAAGUGACAAUCUUUUUAUAACAGUGCAGGAUCCUAACUUUAAAUUAGUAGUACAAGCAUCUACAGUUGAUAUCACAAAUUUAGAGUUAACUGUUCUUGACGAAAACGGUCAGAAUAUUUCAAUGGUGGAGUAUGGAAAACAAAUCAAACUAUUUGUUGAUGCUAACAAUGUUACUUCAGAUACCGUUGAUGUGACGUCAUGUUCCAUUGUUGACACUAUAAACGAAGAUGAUCCAAGUUAUAAAACUAGAAUUCUGUAUCAAAGUUGUGGAACUGGUUACCUGUUAACUUCUAACCAAGGAUUUCGUGUAACUAAUCAGAACACUUUCCAAACAAACUUAUUCACUCUGAAGAAUACGUUUACUGGGACUCGCUACAUUGUCUGUUAUUUAACUGUAUGCUUUUCAAACACCACAACGUGCAAUCAGGGUUGUGUUAUCCCGUAUCAACCUCAAAGUGGUGCAGUACAAAGUAUAAUAGCUACUGCACAAUUAGAAAUACAAGAGCCUCCUCCAGUCACCACUACGACAACCACUACAACUAAAGCACCCACGGUAAUUUGUAAUCCAUCAACUAUCCUGACUUCAUCUGAUGAUUUUGCAGUACAAGUUCCUUACAUCGUUUCUUUAUCGGUUCUCCUGUUUAUAUUGAUUAUUUUUGCCGCUCUUCUGGUAGCAGUAAGCAGACAUUAUAUUUUCAGACGUUGCGAGAAUAGAGCCGCUCCCUUUUCCCCUCCCCCGAUAUCAUUCAUUCCCGUACCACAUUUAGAACCCAACUACCCAGUAGAUGGUUAUCGUCACCAGUAUGAUCACAGAUCAAACCUACCACGAUACAUGGGAUAUUCCGAUUAUUCUUCCGAAUCCUCCGGCAGCCACCGGUCAACCAAAUCUCUGAUACGUCGCAAGAAGAAAAACAAGUCAAAGUCGUCUUUGCGUUUUACCCAUGAAAUGGAUAAUUCGCCAGACGAAAGAUUUCGUUUUUACUGUGGCAGAGGCACGACGUACUCUAGACGGGUAGACACUGAUCCAACCAUGCUUACUAGGGUACCAAGAUAUUAAUGGUGUCAGUGACAGAUAUUUAUAUUUCGGUAUAGACAUCGAAAGGAUUUGGGUUGAAGGUUAUUGUUUGCUUAUAAAAUAAAACAGUUUGAAAUGAAAUGUCUACAUAUAUAUAACAAGGCUGUUAAAAAAGUAAAUGAUUAUGAAAUACAAAAUGUAAGUCUUCAAACUUUAGACCAUGAAAUAUCAGUGUUAUUGGUGUCUUCAGUUUUCACAAAUGUUUGUAUGAUAUAUUCAUUACUAUUUUCUAAAUAUAUGAAUUUACAUUAUCAUUAUGGUUUUAAAAUUCAUAAACGUUUUUGUGUUCGAAAUAAAUAGUUGCAUGCAAAAAAAAUAUUGACUCGUGUAUAGGGAAAGCACUUACCCUUUAUACAGUGGUCAUUUAUUGUACAAAUCAAUAUCAACACAAAAUAUAUGUUAUAAUUUAGUCAAAAUUUUUAUAGUUUUUGUUAUACAGCUAUUAGGACGUGAACAUGAAUGUAUAUGAGAUAGCAAGCUAUAUAACUUACGCUGAGAGCGACACCAAUUUCAAAAUUACCAUUGAAAAUCAAUUUCCAAACAUAUUUUUAGAUGCUUUUUUGUAUCUAAUGUUUUCAUGAACUUUUGCUUUACUUUCAGUAAUUUGACUAGACACUCUGUUUGCCCCAUGAUCUAUAUGUUUCACAUUUUUAUCGUAUAGGUACUAACCCAAUUGAAAAGGUAAAUUGAACAAACAAACAAAUAAAUAGUGAAUUUGAGAAAACAUUUAGCUUAAUUAUAUCAAUACAUUUAUGCAGUGUUAUCCACACCAGGCAAAAUACAACAUGUUACAACUGUUAAAUAUGUGUAGGACAUUCGUUUAUGUUGUUUUGUAUUAAUCUGAAUGAAUAAAUGUGUAUAUUC
Mytilus trossulus (common blue mussel) is the source of this 2556-nucleotide messenger RNA. RefSeq lists its product as uncharacterized. Lineage: Eukaryota; Metazoa; Mollusca; Bivalvia; Mytilida; Mytilidae. The coding region runs from base 262 to 1674 and encodes 470 amino acids. The record is from RefSeq and is a predicted model, not a curated record. The transcript has 10 exons.